UUCUUUCUCGGGUUGUCGUAAACGUCAACAACACGCACGCUGCUGAAGUGGGUUAAAUUAUCCAUUUUCACGGCCAAAUCUUAGCAUAAAGAUGCCGCAGGAAAUCAAAGAAGUUAAAGACUUCCUCAUCAAGGCCCGCAGGAAGGAUGCCCGUGCGGUCAAGAUAAAGAAGAACGAGACGAACACCAAGUUUAAGAUCCGCUGCUCCCGAUACCUGUACACGCUAGUCGUGAAAGACAAGGAGAAGGCCGAUAAGCUGAAGCAAUCGCUGCCACCGGGCCUGCAAGUCAAAGAAGUGAAGUGAAGUGGUUACACGAUGCGGCUUGCCUCCUAAUGAAGCCCGGGAUGUUUUUUGGGUUUGCUCGAAUGACCGGCAUUGCUAGGACGCGGUCGAUAUGUAAUGGCCGAUUUGUUCAUGUAGUCCCUUGUUUGCGGUAAGAAGCCGUUCGAGUACGAGCGGUUCCCGUCGGAUGUUUCGGGGGAGUGCCGUCGAAUAAAGAUUAUGUGACGAAAUCGCAAAACAAACUUGGUUCAGUGCGUUGCUCUUGUGAAAAAGAAAUUGACUAAUGUAUUGGAAAUUAUGACAAUGGAUUCAGCUUAGUGGCUCUGUAAACAACGAAAAUAUCUGUUCGAUAUCGUGGAAAGUAAAGCGGAUAAUU
This is a messenger RNA of Anopheles cruzii, 659 nucleotides long. It is a transcript of the gene RpL38, whose product is annotated as 60S ribosomal protein L38. Gene Ontology annotation, molecular function: structural constituent of ribosome. Lineage: Eukaryota; Metazoa; Arthropoda; Insecta; Diptera; Culicidae. Gene Ontology annotation, cellular component: ribosome; cytosolic large ribosomal subunit. Bases 92 to 304 code for a protein of 70 amino acids. Gene Ontology annotation, biological process: protein-RNA complex assembly; translation. The record is from RefSeq and is a predicted model, not a curated record. The transcript is spliced from 2 exons.